AUCAUUGUUUAAUUAAUUCUUGUUGACCCUUUAUAUAUUUCUUUGCAUCAAAGCUUCUUUAUGCCUCCAAACUCACCCGCACCAUCCAUCAUGUUCCAUCAUUUCCUCCUACACUCCUUCACACUCUUCUCCACCCUUCUCCUCAUAAUAUCACAUUCACACAUUGUUUCAGAAACAACGCAACUCUCACCACCAGCAACCAAAAUAAACAUCACCAACCACAACCUCCGAAGCUUCAACAACGCUGCAAGAGGCACAAAAAUCACAGGUAUUUCACAGUUCAAAAGAUACCUAUCUCGCUUUGGGUACCUUCCAAGAAACCAUCACAACAAUUUUACAGAUGAGUUUGAUGCAGCGUUUGAAUCAGCUCUCAUCAGAUACCAGCAAAAGCUUGGACUCCAAGUUACCGGGAAGCUCGAUUCAAAAACCGUUUCGCAGAUGAUCACACCACGAUGCGGUGUUCCAGACACAACAACAACAAGAACAACACACACUUCACAUUCUCACCUCAACAACAUCACGCAGCACUUCGUGUAUUUCCCAGGGAAACCACGCUGGUCACGUGACAGGCCAAUGAGACUCACCUACGCCUUCUCACGUGAGUACACGAUACACACCUUGACCCACCACGAAAUAAGGCGCGUGUUCAAACGCGCCUUUUCGAGGUGGGCUUUGGUUAUACCGGUUAGUUUCGCGGAAUCCGCGGACUAUGAUUUCGCGGAUAUCAGAAUAGGCUUUUACUCCGGUGACCACGGUGAUGGUGAGCCGUUCGACGGGGUGCUCGGCGUGCUGGCACACUCAUUCUCCCCGGAAAUCGGACGGCUCCACCUCGACGCGGCCGAGACAUGGGCGGUGGAUUUUGCCGCGAUGAAGUCGCUGGUGGCGGUGGAUUUGGAGUCAGUGGCGACGCAUGAGAUUGGGCAUUUGCUGGGAUUGUCACACAGUUCGGUGAAAGAGGCUGUCAUGUAUCCAAGCCUGAGGCCGAGAGAUAAGAGAGCUGAUUUGAACAUUGAUGAUGUAAAAGGAGUGCAAUCACUUUAUGGGUUGAAUCGUAAUUUCAGAUCUCAGUGGGCACUGGAAUCUGUUAUGUCCGUUAAUCAUGGUGUGAAGUUUGGUGGGAAAGCUUUCAUGUUGGUUACAGCUUUGAUUAUUGUUACAAGUUCUAUCAUUCUUAGAUUUCAGUGUUAAUCGGGUAUUUCCACAGCUGAUAACCGACUCAUUCAUCGCCCGACUAGCAACGCACUAAGCAGUAUGAGGCUGGUUAGUGAGUAUAUAUAACUUGAUCCUUUUUAUUCUGGGUUCAUGAUGAUUCUCUGUAGUCUAUAGAGAGCUUCUUCAAAUGAGAAAUUCAAAGAUGAUGUGGGGUCGAGUGUGAGGAGAUCAUACGAAGACCCCUAACAAAGAAUGUUGAAUAGAAUAGUAGUUGAUAUAUGUAUUCUAUCAGAUAGAAAAUGAUUGCUCUUGUUACUGUAAUCUAAUCAUACAGAAAUCAGAAUAUUAAGGAAGUUAUUUCGGAAUUUAUUUACGGCUUAAUUCUCA
Molecule: messenger RNA, 1539 nt
Organism: Lotus japonicus
Lineage: Eukaryota; Viridiplantae; Streptophyta; Magnoliopsida; Fabales; Fabaceae
Product: metalloendoproteinase 4-MMP-like
Exons: 1
Coding region: 61-1188 (375 amino acids)
Biological process (GO): collagen catabolic process; extracellular matrix organization; proteolysis
Cellular component (GO): extracellular matrix
Molecular function (GO): metalloendopeptidase activity; zinc ion binding
Source: RefSeq, a predicted model, not a curated record